AUGUCUGACUGCUACCCGGCGGCUCCUAGGACCCUUGAACAACGAGUCAAAAGAAUUGAAGAGAGACUUGGCAUCCCUUAUGAAGGGAUAUUAAAUGCAGAAGAUAACUCAAGUUUGAGUGCAUCUGCGGCCCCCUUUCGCCAACCUGUCAAUGAGAAGGAUAUCCCUGAUGCUCGGAUAGAAGCCGAGGGAAUUGGGUUUGAGUCCGCAGUUACCGGACAAGGCGAGGGUAGAAAUGACUGUGAGGUGGUCGGCCGAGAUGAGGAGAACAUGACGUCCCAAAUCGUUGAUAGUCUCCUGCAGCCAGAAAGGGAUAACUCUCAGUUCCUUGCGGGUUGGCCGGAUACGCCGGGAGUGGCCAUAACAUGCCCUCAGCUCCAGGCCUUUCUGCCGCCCUACCCACGGGCGGUCGAGCUUGUUGAUUAUUACCAGGAACAUGUUGGAUGGGCAUAUCACUUGCUGCAUAUGCCAACAUUGAGACGCCACCUCCUUGAGACUUACCAGCAAAUAGGGUUGGGAUAUAUACCAAAUCUCCCAAUUUUAGCACUCAUUUGUGCAGUAUUUGCAUUAUCUAAGUUCUUUUCCCAAUCAACUUCGGCUUUCAGUGCAUCUGACACAUCUCAAGAUAAAACUCAUCAAGAGUAUGUCGGGAUGGCAAGCCAGGCUUUAGCAGAAGCUAGGCAUUUGGAGCAUCCAACCGUGGAAUCCAUCCAAACUGUAGUCUUGAUCGGGAUCUGUUUGCUUGUUAAUGCGGGCGCUAUCCGCUCGGCGCGAGCCCUUUCAGGUGCGAUGUAUAUAUCUGCCCAGGCCUUGUCCUUACAUCAAUUGGACUCGCCGAAAAACAAAAGCCUCCGGCAGCAGGGGCAGUAUAAUAAACUGGACCUGGAGAUCAAGCGGCGUCUCUGGUGGCACAUUGCAUCCACAGACUGGGUAUAUGCAUUCAUAUCUGGGCCUCAGACAGGGAUAUAUAUUGUGCAACCUCAUCAAAUGCAUGUAGAUCUGCCUAGCAACGCAGACGAUCACGAAAUAACCCCGUCUAGCUGUCCGAACAAGCCCCUGACCGAGCCAACGGAGGUAACUUAUCUUAUUCUUAGGUGCAAAGCAUCCAAGAUGUUUGUGGAAUUUAUGGAAACCGCCAAUAAGAAAGGAGUAGGAAUCCACGAAUUGGAGUACGAUCAAAUACUUGCGUUUGACAAGAAAAUCAACGAAUUCUUCGCCGCGCUACCGUAUUUCUUCCAAGUCGAGACUGAGGGUAACGAGCACUUUGCAGAAUUGGAGAAGAAACGGAAAGCACUGGACAAAGAGCGGCCCUAUAUAAAAUGGCAGAGAGUGAUGGCCCAGUUUGGAGCCAGCACGAGGAUAUCCCGUCUGCAUAGACCAUAUCUUGCUCUUGGAGCCCGCGACCCACGUUAUGCAUACUCCCGGAUGGCCUGUAUCAGGGCAGCUCGGGCCGUGCUUGAGAUUGAUCGGCGUAUGAGAAAUAGCGUUGGCCCUUCAGCUCCGAAUCCAUCUAAGGUCUGGGCCAUUGCAUACCAGUUGUUCUUGGCCACAACGGUCUUGGCCAUGGACUAUCAUUUCAACAGAAACGAGCCAAGUGCAGGGGAACGUGCUGAAGAAAUCCUUGAGUGCUGCCGUGCAUUGGAUGCAGCGGCCCAGAGCAGCGUAGUUGCGGCGAGAGGCCUAAAGAAGCUCAAAGAGGUGGCUGCAAAAUGGGGCCUUUUGUCAAACUUCGAGCUCAACUCCAUCAUCGGUCAAGAUGGAAAGGAGGCAAUACCUCCGCCGAAAGAGUCUGCCCAUAUCCAAUACACAGGGUAUUCACAAGAUGGAAGCGGGCUCCAAAACGCAGAAACCGGGUCUCUUGGGGCCAUGUGGGGAAGCGUAUGGGAUCUCAACAUUAAUAUAGAUUAUUCUCAGUGGGAUGGGAUAUUCCAGGACAUUGAAAGUAAACAUGGCAUGCUUUGA
Molecule: messenger RNA, 1962 nt
Organism: Nannizzia gypsea CBS 118893
Lineage: Eukaryota; Fungi; Ascomycota; Eurotiomycetes; Onygenales; Arthrodermataceae
Product: C6 zinc finger domain-containing protein
Exons: 3
Coding region: 1-1962 (653 amino acids)
Biological process (GO): DNA-templated transcription
Molecular function (GO): DNA binding; zinc ion binding
Source: RefSeq, a predicted model, not a curated record